AGGGCCCGAGGGUGACGAAGAAAUAAAGCUUGAUUUUACAAGCAUUGAAAAAGAAUUGUUACGGGAACAAUCAAAUGAGUGGGAAGUCGGUACCAUAAAUGUAUCGCAAAGAUUUAGAAAAUAUCAAAUAGAAAUCCUCGAGAAAGCGAAGACUGAUGGAAUAAAAUGGUGUGAUUUUCAUGAAGUGUUGGCAUUGUCUUCCGUAAUUGUCUUAAAUUCGCCUUGCCCCUACCCUGAUCAUAUUUUCACCAUUCGGGAAUGGCGGACGAUUACACGUGAGAAUCCCUAUGUUAUAACUGAACCGGUACUGCCAUCGGAUGUAUGUUUCUCUUUACGGAAUUCUUUGGCCGAAUUCAUGGAAGGCAAGGCCCCUUUUUUUAUCCUUGGGAGAUUCCGAAAUCGGGCGGGUGGUCUCACGAAUAUUUAAUGACAUAUGUAGCAGUGUUCCUAAAGUUGCUCCAGCAAAAACUUCAGAGGACGAGCACUGCUUUAAGUUGCUACAUCCAAUCAUCCGUCCAUUGUUUUUCACCGAUUCACGCGAAGAAUACGUUAUUCGACUGAAUCGUACUACUAGCGGUUCGACGACAAGGCCUGAUUUUUCGUGCCUGGUUAACGAUAUUCCUAUCUUGAAUUCAGAGAUAAAGCCAUCCGGAUUCACACCUCUCCAAGGACAAAAGGACAAGUUGAAGGUACAGUUGAGAGCGCGAAAGUCAAUCAAUCAAUUAUUAAGAACGAAAGGUGGACCAGACGAAACGGUUUUGCUAACAAAUCAAGGAGAUUUGGUAGAAUCACAUAUAAUGGAUCUAAGGUACGAUGGACUUUAUCGUUCAUGGCCGUUUUUAACUACACGAUUAACCAAGGAUAAAACGACCAUUCCUUUAAUGGAGUCGAAUAUCCGCCACAUUAAAGCAUUAGAGGAACGCAUCUGCAAAAUUGCUGAGGAUUACAAUUCCCGAGGUUGCCAAAGUGAAACAACUCUACCACAAAUACGAUAUAUGAGAGACUUACCAAAUAGUCCGCAAAUAAAAAAGAUACUUAAUAGUUGAUUGAGUGUGGGUUAGGCUAAUGGAAUAAUCGGUUUAUUUUUAGUAUUUUAAUAUGUAAUCUUUAUGCAUGAUCACUAUGUAAUAAUUAUAAAUAGUAAAAUACUUUACCGCUUUUUGCGUUUUAAAUAAAUCAUUGUAGUGCGUAUAUGAUUGUGACA
This is a messenger RNA of Rhizophagus irregularis DAOM 181602=DAOM 197198, 1204 nucleotides long. The record is from RefSeq and is a predicted model, not a curated record. NCBI's taxonomy places the organism in Eukaryota, Fungi, Glomeromycota, Glomeromycetes, Glomerales, Glomeraceae.